Molecule: messenger RNA, 1280 nt
Organism: Babjeviella inositovora NRRL Y-12698
Lineage: Eukaryota; Fungi; Ascomycota; Pichiomycetes; Serinales
Gene: ECM33
Product: Ecm33p
Exons: 3
Coding region: 1-1212 (403 amino acids)
Biological process (GO): fungal-type cell wall organization
Cellular component (GO): plasma membrane; fungal-type cell wall
Source: RefSeq, a predicted model, not a curated record
AUGCAAUUCAAAUACUUGUCCUUGGCCUCCGUUGCCGUUGGUUUGGUUUUAGCCGCUGACUCCUCCAUCGACGUCACCACCACCUCUGCCACCUCUACCGCUCCAAUCGCAUCCGGCUGUUCGUUCACCGCCACCCAGACCGUUACCGCUGCCGCCGACUACCAGAAGUUGAACGCCUGUAACGCCAUCAAGGGUUCGAUUGUCUUCGAAAACGCCGGCUUGGACACCGUUAUUUUCAAUCCACAGUACGUCUACGGUGAUGUUAUCGUCCGGAAUGCCACCUUGUUGACAUCCUUCGUCGCCCCUAACUUGGUUGAGAUCACUGGUGACUUCGUUUUGAAUGGGUUGACUAUCUUGUCCAACUUGAACUUGGCCGCCCUUGUUUCUGUCGGUACCUUGUCCUGGACCGCCUUGCCAGCUUUGGAAAGCACCGGUUUGACCAAGGCUGUCGGUAUCUCUAAAGCCCAGUCCGUUUCCAUCUCUGACACCAGUUUGAUCAACUUGGAUGGCUUGAACGCCGUCGACGUCGCAAUCUACGACAUUAACAACAAUAACGCCUUGGAAAACAUCGAUGUGUUCUUGCAGACCGUUACCGACAACCUUUUCGUCCAGUACAACUCCAAGAACGUCGAAGUCUCCUUCCCAGACUUGAAGUGGGUUGGUAACUUGUCUGUUGCCGAUGUUGGUUCUUUUGAAGCCACUAACUUGCAGACCGUUAAUGGUUCCGUUUACUUCAUCAAUAACACCUUCGAAUCUCUCGAUUUGAAGAACUUGACCUCCGCUGGUGCCUUUACCGUCUCUGACAACAGUGACUUGACCGAGCUUAACUUCAAUUCCUUGAAGGAAGUCACCGGUGCUUUUGUCAUUGCUAACAACUCUGAUUUGACCACCGUCGACAAGUUUGGUGCCUUGACCACUGUCGGUACUUUGGUCAUGGAUGGUGGUUUCAACAACGUCACCCUCCCAAGCUUGUCCGCUGUUAGGGGUACCUUCAACUUUGCGUCCACCGGUACCGCCGACUGUGACGCUUUCUCUGGUGUCACUGUCCGUGGUAAGACAUCUUCCAGUUUGGGCUCUGAUGCCACCACCGCUAAGAGUAAGUCCUCUGACAGUUCAUCAUCCUCCUCCAAGGCCGCUGCUGCACCAUUCAACGCUGAUAAGUUGUCUGUUGUUGCUGGUGUCAUUGUUGCCGGUGCCGCUGCUUUGUUUUAAGUGAAGCCACCGUGGAGCUUGCUACAUAAGUUUAUACAGGCUUAGCUUUCCUCAUCCAUGCGUACGUC